Molecule: messenger RNA, 705 nt
Organism: Coffea arabica (coffee)
Lineage: Eukaryota; Viridiplantae; Streptophyta; Magnoliopsida; Gentianales; Rubiaceae
Source: RefSeq, a predicted model, not a curated record
AUGUCGGGGAUCGGGAAAAAGUCUAGAAGGGGUAAUGUGGCUUUAAAGUUAGACAUGUUGAAAGCGUAUGAUCGGGUAUCCUGGUUCUUUACUGAUAAAGUUUUGCAUAAAUUUGGGUUUGAGGAGCAUUUUAUUUACAUGGUGUGGAGAUUGGUUUCUAAUGUUUGCUUCUCGAUCCUUAUUAAUGGAGCAUCGUAUGGCUUUUUUAAAUUGAUCAAAGGUAUUCGUCAGGGUGAUCCGCUCUCACUAGCCUUAUUUGUCAUUGGAGCUGAGGUUCUAUCGAGAAGUCUGAAUAGUCUUAAUUCACACUUUGGCUUUGUGGGGUUCAGAGUACCAAGGGGGUGUCCUCCUAUGACCCAUCUGGCUUUUGCUGAUAAUGUGCUUAUUUUCGCUAAUGGUUCUUCUUUCUCCUUAAAGAACAUUAUGCAGGUGCUGAAGCUAUAUCAGAAAUCAUUUGGACGAUUGGUGAACACCCAGAAGUGUGGAUAUUUAGUGCAUCCAUCAACGUCACCAACUCACCGAAUGGUGAUUGAACGUCUAACUGGUUUUUCAAGGCAGCAUUUCCCGGUUUGUUAUUUAGGUUUUCCUUUAUAUACUGGAAGAUGUAAAUCAUCUUAUUUUGGGGUGGUGUGUCAAGCUAUUACUGGAAGAAUUCUCUCCUGGAAGUCAAGGUUUCUAUCUUCUAGGGGUAGGAUGGUUUUGUGA